GUCCUAUGCGGCUGCUGGCGGGAGAGGAUCACAAUAAGAUUGGGGCUCUGAGCCCAUUAUUUGCACUGUCUGUAGUUGUAAACAGGCUGACCAAUCCUCAAAAUGAGAAAAGCAACAGAAAAUCAAGGAAACACUCGAGCACUUACAGACUACUUCUCGCCGAAGAGUAAAGUGAAAGACCCUGCACUCCAGCAGAGCUCCCUGCCACAUAUCACAUCUUUCCUCCAGGAGACUGCAAUGAAGCCCUCUCAGGUCCCUAACCGGCUUUCUUACCCACCGCCCAGAGAAUUAAGGAAAAUGUUGCCACUUCCUAACCCUGAGCUGUGCCACACAGAGAGGCUGAGUCCAUCACGGCCACCUCCUCGUCCUGAGGGACUGAUGCAUCCAUCAGGGUUUGUUCCAAGCAGCCCAGUUAACUUUGGGACACGUGCGAAUAGGCCACUGCCGAUGCCAAGGGGCAGGCUAGGUCCUCUGCAGCAUUCUGCUCAACCUCCGGGGCCAGUCUAUCCAUCAAGGUUUUUUCCAGUCAGCCAAACACACAUGGGUGCCUCUUAUAAUAAGCCACAAACCGCACCAAGGUUCUUUCACCAUGGAUCCCCUCAUUCAAGGAAUUUCCCCAACCACUCCUUACACCCCCACAUCAGGAGAGAUCAACUGACACAGUCUAUGGUCACCUAUUCUAACUCAGGAAGAAAAAAUAUAACAGUACAACAACAAGAAUUGACCAAGGCUCAGUCCAAUGAUGUAAGGAGUCCCAUGCAAACCAUCCAUCUGCAGAGGCCUCCUACACCCCUGUCAGUGACCCCUUCUGUUGAGUCUGAGUCCCUGAGGCCUGGUGCCAGCCAAUGGCCCCAGAGAGACUCCCAGCCUUCUAUGAGUAUCCAGUCUUCUGACAAGAGUAGUGGUUCAAGUGUACCUGUGAUGCACAGCCCUGUCCCCACUUACCAGGAUCAGCAUCAUAAUCGAACACCUUCAAGUGAAAAGUUUUUCCCAGUAGUGGACUUGAACUGCACAUCUCAGAAGCGUCGCAGGGAGUCUGAGGGCUCUGAUGACAGUGCCAAGAAACUUUGCCUUCAAGAUGCAAACUCGGGCAAAGCACAAACACCAAAACCAACUGCUGGCAACUCACUCAGCUCUUUUCUGGUGCCGCAAUCGAGGAGUCCCUCGGUUUUGGAACUGUCGCCCAAAACGAUUGAUGGCCAUCUGAGCAAAGAACCAGAAUGUGGCCAGUCAACAUGCUUUGAACCAUUAUCCACAUUUAAACCCACCCAGUUACCCUGCGCGUCACUGUCACCCAAACCUUGUGUAAAAAGACAGCCAACAAUCGGGAAGCAGGCCUGUCUAAAUCCCAGCCAGAAUCAUGCUGUUAGGUUAACAGAUGUAAGAUCACCUUCAAAGCCAGGUGGAGAAAUUUUGAGGAAAAGGGGCGAGGAAAAUGAUAAAAGUUGUAAAUCAAGCACUUUGUUAUCCUCUGAGGUCCCUCAGAAACACACUGGUAGCUCAUCUCACGAUCAGGUAGUCAGCCACCACUCCGGUCAAAACCAAAAUAAUACCUCAGCCUCACCAGUCAGGACCCUGAGCAGAGUUCAGCAGGUGGAGGAGACUAGAAAGUCUGAUCAUAGCACUCCCAAGCCAGCAUCAAAAUCAAACUCAGGCUCUCUGAACUGUCGCACGGCAGAACGGAAGAAAUCCCACCCACGAAAACCUGUAGUAGUCCCUAAUGACAUAGACGAGCUUUUCACCCCUGAUCCCAUAAUGUAUGUUUACGCUGGACAUAAAACUGCAAAACCCAAGGUGAAUGGGGGACUGAUGAAAUCACCCUCCUCAGAAAAAAGUGGUUCAUCCAGCGCUGUGGUCAGCUCCAGUCCUCCAAUUACUGGAUCUGUGUGUUGCAAAACUCAAAACUCCACAGGAACUGGUUCCCCACAUGCAGGGGAUACAACAUCAGGACAUUGCCCUCAAAUGUCCAUGCCAGCUGUGGCUUUACAGCGGGUAAACCUUGAAACUUUAAUGUCCUUUAGCUCUAAAGACAGUGAACUCAGGAGCAGUCCUGUCACUUAUUCAGGCAAGCAGCUCAAAGAUGGGGGUGUUAAAAGUGAUGAGAAACACAAAACACUCCUACCCAAUAAUGUGAGACCAGGUGCUUUAAAGACAGACACUGUUGUCUCUGAACAAACCUCUACACCCCAUUGUUCUCAGACUGCACUGCCGGAGAGGCAGGCAAGUGAAGGGGAUAGAAAGCAGCCGUGUAAAGAGGAUCCUAUAGAUGUGGAGCUGGACCUAGGCCUGAGCUUUGCGUUAGAUUUGGAUCUAACUCAGAGCUCCCAUAGCAGUGACGAGGAGCAGCUGCUUUCCUUGCAGGAGAUGAUGGAGCGUGUUACCAAACCUCCACAAACACCGGAGAAGGGGGUCUUCUCAGAGCCUAGUACGCCUGGACGUGAUAUCUGCCAGUCAAAAACUAUGCCAUUGCCGUCCACCACAAAGUCAGGCAUCUACAAGAACAACCUUGAUCAAAUGCUGAAGGAAAUAAACACCAAUAAGAAAGCAAAAGAGAUUGAGACGCAACUUUUAACUGCAUGUAAAGAAGACCUGUUGAGGAUAGCUGAAUUUGAAGAGUCUGAGGAGAACUGCGAGGAGGGCAUCUCCACUGAACAACAGGAAUUCUUGCAGCGCUACUCAUUGCUGUCCAGCGCAAUCAGGGAGGUGCCUCCAGGAGAAGCUGUGUUCAACCUGGAGAAAUUUGGCCGGAUCUUCAACCAGGAUACGCUGCAGCUCAGGCGCUGCAUGGCCAAUCCACAGGGCAUAGCACAGAAGACACUUCUUUGGUCCAGCCCUGCUCAGCUGACGUUACAUUUGAAUAUUGGAUUGUUCCAGGAAGCGUACGACUGUCGCUCACCCUGUCCAACUCAGGUUACCCGUUUCCUAUUCAAGAUGAUGUCAGUCCAUACUGAAAGGAUGGUAUCUGAAAAGCUACUGCAGGCUCUCUGUGACAUCGCCUGCACUGCUGCUUAUCAGAUAGUGAAAAAUGGAGGCCAGCAGUUUAAAGUGUGGGUGCCCGGUUUGGCCGACGUGACGCUGGUCCUGAUGAAUAUGGGAGUUGCUUUUGUUACUCUCUUCCCUUUUGAAAAUCUGCAGCCUCCAUUCACAGAAGGAGAUCUGCUGGAGGACGUCUAUAUCAAAAGUGAAAGUCCCUCCAGCAACAAGGAGCAGGGUCUGUUCCCUGAACACAACUGUAACAAUAUCUUGAAGUACCUGGAUUACUGUAUGGGCCUGUGUCCACGAGCGUACAGUGACGACGAGCUGCUGUUGCUACUAACUGUGGUGGGCAGGAUGGGUCUGGAAACUCGGCUCAUCCUCCAGUCUAGUGUGGAAAUUUACUCUCUGCAGUUUAAAAUUGUGAACAACAUCAAGGAUUGGGACACGAUGCUACCCAGAAUCUGUCUGGCUCUAACCGAUCUGACAGAUGACCACCACAACAUGUGCCUGCUAGUUCAGAUGCUGCCUGACAACACACGUGGAAAGCAACUGCGACGACAUCUCAGUCUGUCCAUGAUCUCUAAACUGUUAGAUGGAACUUGUACGUACAGACCAACACAAAGAGAGUUUCAGCUCUUUGAACUGAGACCGUACCUGCACCGAAUGCAACCCUCCACCCUUCUCCGAGGAAUGUUGUGUCAGAAAGACAAAAAUGAGGGCAUGGCCAUCUUAGACCAGCAGGCGUACUACCUCUGCUACAGCCUUCUGACCUUAGCGAAUGAAGCUUCCAAUUAUCAGUUUUUCUCAGCGCAACAGAAGGAGCAGCUGCUGUUUUUGUGCUCUGAGCUUGAAAUGCAUAUCAAGUGUGACAUCAGAGAGAGUGAGAAGUGCCUUUACCGCAGCAAGGUAAAGGAUCUGGUGGCCAGGAUCUACACCAAAUGGCAGAUGCUCCUUCAGAGGACCAGGCCUCUCCAUGGUAAGCUGUAUGAUUACUGGGAGCCUUUGCCUGUGGACAUAUUGACCAGUAGCCAAGAAGAGCAGGAGAUGGACAACAGUGAUGGAGAGGGUAGUGUGACAAAGGAUAAUUCUGCGAUGGAGGAGGAGGAUGAUGAAGAGGAGCAAAGCAGUGGAGUUCAAGGGAAUGAGGUUGCAAUGGCUGCUGAGAAGGAGGCGAAAGAAGAAGAAAACAAUGCAGUAGAUCACACAAACAAUACGGAGGGCGACAGGACCCAGGAUGAAAAGCCAGAAGAAAUGGAGGGAGACAAUGCAAUAAACAACACAAGUGUCACAGACAAAGAAACAGAACCAGUACCUGAGGAGUUGAACCAAGAGAUGCCAGAGAUGGAGUCUCAAGCAAUAGAUGAGCAAAUAGUUGCUGAGAACGUCGAACAAUCGGAGGGGGAGACUGAAAAUCUGGUUGAGAAGGAAAACCUGACAUCAUAACAGGUAGCAACAUGUGAUUUUGUGUCAGACUGUCUAUUUGUUGUCAGGACAUUAAUAGCCACUGCCUUAAUGUUAAGCUCAAUUUGCACCCCAAGUUUUAUAGUUUUCCACGAUAAACAAAGACAAAUUUUAGUUGUAUAUUUAUGAAUAUAACAAUCCUCUUGAGGGCUGGAGCCUUACCUACUUUUGGUUAGUAAAGCAGAAGAAAGAACAUAUUGAUGUGUAAUGUCUUUUUUCUGAAUCUUGCAGUUAUGUGAUGAUGUUUUAUAAUUUCUCAUAAAUGGUUCAUAAUUUAUUGCUGUGGAUGUUUUUUAAAAAAGCUGACUGUAUAUAUAAUAAGUGUAGUUAUAUUAUGAUGCAAACUUGCAUCCAAAAGAAACAUGCAUACAUCUUUUUUAGCUGGACCCGCCACUGACCAGCCACGUAACCCAGAACACCUGUCAAUCAGCAGUCACACGUUUUUCCAUUACUGUUCAGUGUCGUCUCAGGUUAGGCUAACCCAUAGUUGCUAACUUUGGAGCUAACCCCUUUCACUUUUUGAACAGUUGGGCAAACAACAGACUAGCACAAUACAGUGAUAUUGUGAUGUAAGACUAAAUAAUGUCAUAUUGAGCUAUGGCGUAUUUGUUUUUCCUGGUUUGAAGGCUGCAUUACAGUAGAAGAUGUUAUUGUCUGACAUUUCCAGACUUUUGUUUUUACCCACUUAGUCAUUAUAUCCACAUUACUUCCACAUUAUAAACCAAAAAUCUCAUUGUGUAAAAAAUAUUGUGAUAUAUUAAGAUUUUGUCCAUGUCGCCCAGCCGUACAACAGAUGUGAUACAGAGCCUCCCAAACGAUAUUGAUUUCUUAUUUAAUUGAUAUUUGGCGUCAUUGUUGUGGACUAGCAGAGGGUCUUGUUGUAGGGCAAAUGCUGCAAAAUGUUUACAGAAAGUUUUCAGUUCAGAAAUAGUGAUCCAGUAAGUCAUUACAGUUAAGCUUUUGUUAAUUUUAUUAUUUACACUUGUGCACUUCCUAAUAUUCCAUGUUAAAAAUAUCAUCUCUGAAAAAUGCCUAUUUAAUUAGCUUUGUAAAUAAUUUCCAGCUGCAUAUUAUCUGAUAAGUCUUGAUCAAGACUGUUUGCUGACUUGUUGUAUUGUAAUUGUUCUGUUGAAUUUGUGCAUCUUGUUAAAUUUCCCUUUGGGAAAAUAUUUUUUUAAUGAUUAAAAACUUUUUUACAGCUGUUGCCAAUAUAGAAAAAUAAACA
Molecule: messenger RNA, 5662 nt
Organism: Scomber japonicus (chub mackerel)
Lineage: Eukaryota; Metazoa; Chordata; Actinopteri; Scombriformes; Scombridae
Gene: slf2
Product: SMC5-SMC6 complex localization factor 2
Exons: 21
Coding region: 103-4419 (1438 amino acids)
Source: RefSeq, a predicted model, not a curated record